AUGGCAAAACAGGCUCAGUUGCCCACGAUGCUACUAUUGUGGCUUGUCCAUGCCACGUUAGUUUUGGCUGUCGGAGUUCCCUACUCUGCCAGGGCCAACUCCUUAGAUGCCCUCAAGGACUGUCUGCUUAAUGCUGUCGGUGGGAGCAUAGCUGAAGUAAAGUUCUCGAGUGAUGAUGACUUUCAGUCUAGCCAUGUUCGGCCUUACAAUCUCAACUUUCCAUGGGCUCCCUUUGCAAUCACCUACCCAACAGAGGCUUCCAACGUUGCCAAAAUUGUUACCUGUGCCUCCAAACAUGAUCGCAGAGUACAGGCUAGAAGCGGCGGACAUGACUAUACGAACAAAUGUGAGUAUCUUAAGAAGAUAUAUGGUGGUACGAGGCUGACUGGAACAGGUAUUGGUGCGGGAGAUGACGCAUUAAUCAUUGAUGUGAAGAAUCUCAAUCAGGUUCAAGUGAAUUCGGCGGGUAUUGCCACGGUUGGCGCCGGCAACCGCCUCAAAGACGUCUGCGAGAAGCUUCAUGUCAAUGGAAAGAGAUAUAUGCCUCAUGGUUCUUCUCCAACCGUGGGAAUCGGGGGCCAUGCCACAGUCGGCGGUCUUGGACUUCACAGUCGUCUCCUAGGCACCUCGAUUGAUGUUAUGACUGGCGCUGAGGUCGUUCUAGCGAAUGGAACCACCGUACAUGCUUCUGAGAAAGAGCACUCGGACCUGUUCUGGGCGAUCCGAGGCGCCGGUGCAAGCUUUGGCAUCGUGACGAGCUUCGACUUCCAAACCAAACCUGAGCCCGAUAAUGUCGUCAACUUCUCCUACACUAUCUCCUCCACAAGUUCGGCGAACUUGUCUGCUGCUUUCAAGGCCUACCACCGAAUCACUAUCGACCGAAACCUUGAUCGUCGGUUGUCAUCUGUGGCAGUUAUCAGCAAAGAUACACUUCUGAUUAGCGGCGUUUUCUUCGGGUCAAAGUCAGAUUAUGCAGGCGUUGACUUCGGCUCCCAGAUUCCCGGUAUUACCAACCGAACUUUGAAAACCGACUUGACCUGGAUGGGACACAUGGAUGCCACAUUCAAGAGCAUUUCGGAUUUAUUUCCUGACCAGUCCUACUUCUACGCCAAGGAUACUGCCGUUACCUACUCCACCCUCCCGAGCAACUCGACCAUUGACGCCGUAUUCGAGCAUCUCCAGACUGCCAAGCCCGGCACUGACACCUGGUUCGUCCUGAUUGAUCUGUACGGAGGCGCUGCGAACGAUGCGGCUGCCGACGCCACAUCGUAUCCUCAUCGCGACCUAGCCUACUUCUUCGCCUUGUACGCGAGAAGUGGCUCUGAGACGACUAGCACCAUCCAUGACUUUGUCGAAAAGGCUGUUCUCACUUACCAGGACAACAAGCCGGAAAAGUUCUUGUCCUACGCAGGCUACACCAAUUUGCGGAUCAAGGGUAGCCCCCAGAAACAGUAUUGGGGUGCUAAUCUCUCUCGGCUGGAAGGUAUCAAGGCGGUGGUUGACCGCGAAGAUGUAUUCUCGACUCCUCAGGGAGUGAAGCCACGUGAGUAG
Molecule: messenger RNA, 1551 nt
Organism: Clonostachys rhizophaga
Lineage: Eukaryota; Fungi; Ascomycota; Sordariomycetes; Hypocreales; Bionectriaceae
Source: the annotation of a GenBank genome assembly